CUUCGCGUGUACUCAAAACAGACUUCAUUCUGCAUAGAAUGCAGAAAUAUUUUAAAUUUAUGCUAUCAUCAUUUGAUCCCCUGGAAAGUCUAGUUGUCACUAGUGGAUUAUUGUACAAGCACAGUGGGCCUAGCUGCUUAAGUAUGUGGAUAGCAAUAGCAGAAGGUCUGAAGUUCUACAUUAAUGAUGUGAAGGGUUUUUCAUUAUUGAAAAUGGACUCUGACAGCAAAUGUUGUUUUGCCAUGUUGUAUCUCUUGUCCUAUCCGCUAGUUGUAUGCUCCUGCACCCAGAAAGACUUUAAGUCAGCAAACAUUAGAAGCUCCCCGGAAGAAUCUCCUGCUUCAUUGCAGAUACAGGUUGAGCUUGAACGAGUUAUCACAUUGUGGACCUCACUCUAUGGUUCUAUGUGUACCUCGUUGCCUGGGUGUUUCACUAUUGGAAGUUUCUUUGAGGAUCUGUUUUCAAUAUUGGAUACGUGCCUUGACAAGUAUACUAGCAUGCUUGUGUGUGGCGAUGAGCUUGAGUUAAAAUGCAAGGGUCUGGAUCUCCAUCUCAUUGCCUUAUAUGGUUAUGUGUUGAUAUGUAUUUUGGAAAAUUUCCGUUCUUCAGAAAUAAGUUCAGAUGGAAAUGAUAAGCAUGGCUCUAACUACACGGUCUCCAGUGCCAUCACAUGCUGCCUGAAAGUGACCAUUAGAUAUAUGGAGUUGUUGCAGACAAAGAUAGGAACAGACUCACCGAUUGGUCUUAGGGUGGCCUCGAGGGUAUAUUCUACAUUGGCCUACUUCAUCAGUUCCCUUCACUUGAAAGAGGAUAUCCUUUCCUUCUUUGAGUUGAUAUCCAGCCCACUGCUUCAGUGGCUGGUACUCAUGGAAAUGCAGGAUGAGAGCACCAGUGAUCAAUUUCAACUCCUAUGGGCAGAAACACUUGGUUGUUUACGGAGGAGUCAGCCUCCAAUAAUCUUUGAUUCUGCAUUUCUCAUACUCCAAGCACCCAUCCUUGAAAAAACUCUUGAUCACCCAAAUCUGUCCAUUUCAGAGCAGACCAUCACUUUUUGGAAUUCCACAUAUGGUGAACAAACCAAGUUGGAUUACCCUAAGACCUUACUUAAUGUACUAGACAAGCUCUGGAGAAAUGGCAGAAUAAACCUCCACAAGAGAAGCCUACCACUUCAAAGAUGUCAAUCUAGACCGCAAGUCGCAGCUGUUCUGCCAAGAUACAGGGUGAAUGCAACCCAUAACAGAGUCUCAAAAAGAGUAGAACUUGUAGAGGAUACCAUAGGUGGUGGUGAGCACAAGGAAAUGCCUCAUCCAAGUUUGAAGAGGAGAAGGCUGGAACUAACCGAGCAUCAGAAGGAAGUAAGACGAGCACAGCAAGGAAGGGAGCACGACUGUGGUGGUCAUGGCCCGGGUGUCCAGACUUUCACAAGUGUUGAUUUUUCGCAAGGAAAUAACAAUGAGGAUUCACAAGAGAACCAAGAUAUCCGGAAUGCAGAGUGCAUCUUGGAGCUCUUGAGAAAUGGAUAAAUUGAGCUCUUUGAUUAAUAUAUCAUCCAGCUUCUCUCUUGACAGUUUCUUGCUCACACUUUUUCUCUAUAUAUUAUAGAACCCUAUCAAAGCCUUAAACCAUUGGGCCGGGCAUGUUGUAUAUAUUAUCUUCUCGAUUGAUUAUUUACAAGUCGAGUGGCCAAGCAUGUAUUCAAACCUUUAACCUACAUGCCAAGUGAUGAUAGAGAGAUUGAGCAAA
This is a messenger RNA of Prunus mume (Japanese apricot), 1743 nucleotides long. RefSeq lists its product as uncharacterized. The record is from RefSeq and is a predicted model, not a curated record. Gene Ontology annotation, cellular component: nucleus. Lineage: Eukaryota; Viridiplantae; Streptophyta; Magnoliopsida; Rosales; Rosaceae. Gene Ontology annotation, biological process: telomere maintenance.